Molecule: messenger RNA, 1240 nt
Organism: Hordeum vulgare subsp. vulgare (domesticated barley)
Lineage: Eukaryota; Viridiplantae; Streptophyta; Magnoliopsida; Poales; Poaceae
Exons: 2
Coding region: 264-854 (196 amino acids)
Biological process (GO): negative regulation of catalytic activity
Molecular function (GO): enzyme inhibitor activity
Source: RefSeq, a predicted model, not a curated record
UGACUGUCACACAAAGAGAAGAAACUCAAGCCAAUACUGUAUUAAGGACGGAAGAAGCUACAACCAAGGCUGACCAACCAGAACCCCGGCGAAAUUUACGGCUAACUUUCUCUCGCAGUUCAGUCCCGUGCUCUCUACCACCACUAGUUUACCGCUUUCUUCUCAAGCGCGAAAAGGACCUUCUUUUAUAGCCUCUCCAGUCCUCGUCUCUCUUCUUUAGCCCACCCCACGUACCCCUGCUCCCCUCCUUCCAACGCCCACCAAUGUUACUACGCCUCCUCGCGCUGAUCUUUGCCGCCGUCUUGGCGGCGUCCUCGAGCUCCAUCGACGCCCGUGUCGUCCACCCCAUCUUCCUCCCCUUCGGCGACAAUGGCCGCCGCCUGAUCGGCAUCCAGCGCUGCGAACAAUGCUUCGGCAUAUGUCAAGAGGUGCACUACAGGACGUUGUGUAGCACGCUGGCGACGCUGCCCGGGGUGACGACCCCGCAGCAGCUCCUGGACGCGGCCCUGCGGGUGACGGCGGCCAAGUCGGCGAUGACGGAGAUGCGGCUCGACGAGUUGAUGAGGUCCGGCGUGGGCAGGACCGUGGCGAUGAUGUCGUCGCUGCAGUCGUGCAGGGACAGCUACGCGUCGCUGACGGACUCGCUGCAGAAGUCGCGGACGACGCUCAAGAAGAGGGACAGCCACGACGAUCUCAUGUCGGAGCUGUCGGCGGCCAGCACCUACUCCACCGACUGCCGGGACAUCUUCGACGAGCGCCCGGAGCUCAAGUCACCGAUAUCCGGCGCGCAGCGCCACCUCACACGCCUCGUCAGCAACUGCCUCGACCUGGCUGCCACCAUCAGGCAGCCCUGAGCGAAGGCUUCCGGUUCUGUGCACCUGACGUGCUUCCUUGGACGCUAUUCAAAUUUUGGCAUGUAGUAUUACUCCUAUUAUUUUCCGCAUUACGUGUAUGUUAGUGUACAAUGGCUCUGUACGCAUGUAGAUUUAUCAUCUAGGAGGGGUCUUAAGUUUCACAGGUACGGUAACCUGCGGAUAGAGAAAAACUGUCUUUAGUUAACGCCGGGAGGAAACUAGUAACAGGUUUAUUCAACUAUGUACUCAGAGUCUCAGAACAAGUUAUGUUUGUCGGAAUGGGUCCUUUUUUUCGUUCAGCUUAUGUAUCGCCAAAUCCCCCCUCAAAGAGCUGGGGGGCACUACAAAAGAAACUAACUAUAGCGUGCAAAAAAUGAAACAUUAAG